AUGACGGUGAAGAAGAAUCAGACUCUGCAGAAUGGAAGUGCCAAGGAGAACGUGGUGCAGAGGGUCCUGCAGCUGCCCGUGGUGAGCUCAACCUGCGAGACCCUGCAGCGGACAUACACCAGCACCAAGGAGGCUCACCCACUGGUGGCCUCAGUGUGUGAGGUCUAUGAGAAGGGUGUGCAGAGUGCCAGCACCUUGGCCAUGAAGGGCAUGGAGCCUGUGGUGCGCAAGCUGGAGCCACAGUUGACUGUGGCUAACAACCUGGCUUGCCGGGGCCUGGACCAGCUGGAGGAGAAGAUCCCUGCCCUCCAGUACCCCGUUGACAAGCUUGCAUCUGAACUGAAGGACACAAUCUCCUGCCCCCUCCAAAGUGCCAAAAGCACCAUUGGCAGCUCCAUGGAUAAGAUCAUAGAGCUGGCAGCAGAAGGCUAUGAGGCCACCAAGAGCACGGUGGAAACAACAGCAAAGUACACGAGGAGGAACUCGGUGACCCAGAUGGCAGCUGCAGGGGUUGACACAGCCCUGGGAGGGCUGGAGAAGCUGAUGGAGUACCUGCUGCCAGAGGAGGAUGAAGAAACAGAUCAGAAGCCAAAAAAGAAACGUCUGUCAACAGCAAAGGUCUCCCAGCAGCAGCCCAGCACUCCCAGUGCUCGCAGUGCACCCAGUGCUCCCAGCAGCGCUCCCAGCACCCUGGGUCGGAUUGGGGCGUUGAUUAGCACUGUCUCCCACUUCGCUUACCAGCAAACCACCCAAGGCCUCCAGCUUGCCAAAACCAAAGGGCAGGAGGUGGCCUCCUGGAUCCCCAUUCUGGGCAGCCUGGCCAAGCAGACUGUCCCCGAGGCUCCGCGGGCACGCAGUGCUGUGCAGAGCAGCACGAGUGGCUGGCUGAGCCGGCGUCAGAGCAAGGUGCCGGAGCAGAAGCAGGAGAAGGCAGAGAAGAAAGAAAACAACCACACCAAGGCAGGGGAGGACUCCGGGCUGGUGGGCAGUGUGGCUCACAACCUGCAAACCGCCUAUGCCUCUGGCAUGUCCAGCGUGAAGAAGGUCCCAGCCGUGGCCUGGGAUGCGGCAGAGGGGUUGAUCCUCUUCACCCCUCGCAGGCUGUCCAGGGCCAUGGAGACAGUGGAUGCUUUUGGGGGGACCCUCAUCAGUGCCCCAAAGCAUCUGUUGGGCACCCUGUACAGCUAUGUGCCGCUCCGCAGGCAGUCAAUGAAGGAAGAGGAGGCAACCAAGGACAGCAAGUCUGACCCAGAGAAGACAGAGAAGAAGGAAGAGGAGGACAAGAAGACUGCUGCCCCCUCUGCUGAGGAGAAAUCCCAUCUGAGGGGUAACUGGCAGCUGUACCGUGGCCAUCACCCCCUCUCCUUCCUGGGGCUUGAGGACCCCCUGUUCCUGCGGCACAACUACUAUCGCGGCCCUGCCUUCGAGCCCGAGUACUCCCUCCCACGGAAAUCUGCCUUUGCCCCCUACAACAGGCGGGUGAGUGAGGGCUCCUAUCGCUUCAGCCCUGAGCCCAUGUACAGCCGGGCUUACUAUGGCAACAUCUACAGUCCUGUCUUCAAGAAGGACUGA
This is a messenger RNA of Acanthisitta chloris (rifleman), 1572 nucleotides long. It is a transcript of the gene PLIN1, whose product is annotated as perilipin 1. The coding region runs from base 1 to 1572 and encodes 523 amino acids. The transcript has 9 exons. Gene Ontology annotation, cellular component: lipid droplet. The record is from RefSeq and is a predicted model, not a curated record. Gene Ontology annotation, biological process: lipid metabolic process. NCBI's taxonomy places the organism in Eukaryota, Metazoa, Chordata, Aves, Passeriformes, Acanthisittidae.